Molecule: messenger RNA, 6758 nt
Organism: Chlorocebus sabaeus (green monkey)
Lineage: Eukaryota; Metazoa; Chordata; Mammalia; Primates; Cercopithecidae
Product: acyl-CoA synthetase medium chain family member 2B
Biological process (GO): fatty acid biosynthetic process; acyl-CoA metabolic process
Cellular component (GO): mitochondrial matrix
Molecular function (GO): fatty acid ligase activity; fatty-acyl-CoA synthase activity
Source: RefSeq, a predicted model, not a curated record
UCAGAGACUAGGAGUGGAACCCCUGCUUUUUUUGUUUUCCAUUUGCUUGGUAGAUCUUCCUCCAUCCCUUUAUUUUGAGCCUAUGACACACAUGUCUUUACACACAUAACCGCAUACACAUAACAGCUAUAUAUACAUCCCACACAGUCACAUGCACACACACGAAAACAUACAUGCACUUAGGCUGUCUCACAUACACAGCUACGUACUUCACACAGGCACACACAUUAUUAUAACAACAUGUUUUCUUUUCUUUACAUCCCUUAUUCGUUCUCUCAGCUAUUUACUGAGUACUUACUGUGUGCUAGCUACUGUUAAAAGUCCUUGAGCUAAAUCAUUGAACAAAAUGGGGAAACAUAUCUGCCCUCAUGAAGCUUAGAUUCUAAUGGAAGGAGAGAGAGGCAAAAAUAGUAAGUAGAUAUGUUAGCAGGUAGUGAGUAUUAGGGAAAAUAGUGCCUAGUAAUGAGGAGGAGGAAGAACUAACUUGGAGGUGGGUUGCCAAUUUGAGAAGGUGAUCAAGGUAAGCUUCAUUGAGAAGUUGACAAAAAUAUUUAGCAAGGAAAUAAAGUAGGAGAGAGAGUUAUCCAUGUAGAUAUCUAUGAAAAAUCAGUCUGAGAAGAGAAAACAGCAAGUGCAGAUACCCUAAGGCAGAGUGUGCCUUCAAGAAACAGGAAGAAAGACCAUGUAGUUGAUGUGCAGUGAAUAAGGCGGUAAAAGAACAGGACAUAAAGCCAGAGAUGAAGAGAGCAUGUGAAAAUCAUACCGGACCUUGAAUAAUGAGGUAAAAACUCUGAAUGUAAUUUUGCAUGAAAUUGAGAUUCACUGGUGGGUUCUGAGGAGAGGUGUGACAUGAUCUGACCUCUGACUUAUCCUUUAUGGUAUAUAAGAUGAACUUAAUUAUUUUACACGCUAUUAUCUGUCUCACUUCCGAACAGGAAUGAAUCUGUCAUGCUCAUCUCUGUCUAUCUGAGAGUAGCACUCAGUCAAUAUUUGUUGACUAACUGAUAAGGACAGAUAUUUCCGAGAAGAAAGGUGUUCUGAGGUGCUCCAGUUUAGAUGUUUACUCCCAAUAAACCUCAUAUUGAAAUUUGAGAUGGAGCCUAACAGGUGUUUGAGUCAUGAAGGAGAAUCCCUCAUGAAUAGAUUAAUGCCCUCCCUCAGGAGUGAGUGAGUCCUAAUCCUAUUAUUCCCCACAAGAGCUGGUUGUUGAAAAGAGCCUGGCAUCUCCCCACUAUCUCUCUUGCUUCCUCUCUCACCAUGUCAUCCAUGCCCACGCCAGCUCCCUUUUACCUUCUACCAUGAAUAGAAGCAUCCCGAGACCCUUGCCAGCUGCAGAUGCCCAAUCUUGAAAUUUCCAGCUAUCAGAAUCAUGGGCCUAAUAAACAUUUCUGAAAUAAAUUACCCAGCCUCAGAUAUUUCUUUAUAGCAACAAAAAAUGGACUACAACAGGAAAUUGUUGCCAGGGAGUAGGGUGUUGCUAUAAAGAUACCUGAAAAUGUGAAAGAAGCUUUGGGACUGGGCAAUGGAAAGAGGUUAGAAGAGUUUGGAGGGCUCAGAAGAAGACAAAGAAUUGAGAGAAAGUUUGAAACUUCUUAGAGAGUGGUUAAACGGUUGUGACCAAAAUGCUGUCAACCUAAAAUAGUCAAAAGACUCAGCAUCUAGUUAAAAGAGCUCAUUGAAGCACAAAGUAUGAGUGCAGCCAUGCAGGGAGCACAGCUACUCCAAAGAAUGGUGAGCAGUUCUCCUGGUGUAGGGGAAAAUGAGGAUUGCUUAUACCGGCAAAAUGAAGUUGAUGAACAAAAUUGCAACAUUUUCCAUAAAAAAAGGCUAACAUAUAGAUAUAAGAUUUCAUUGGCUACUUUUGAUGACACUCUAAGGGCAUAGUUUAACAUUCUAUUAAAAGGAGACAGUCCACAACGGUCUCUAUCUUCAUGUUGUUUAGUUCAGAUUUGAAUAAAGAAGAGUCUAGUUAAUGUAUAACAUCUCAACACAAAGGUCAGAAAGCAAGCGUCAUACACCAGAGUCGGGGGAAGUUGUGUUACCUCAGUCAGCUUUCAGGGCUUAGGUUUUCCCUUUUGCAUGAUAAAUUUGGAAGGUCCUAAAUUUAAAUUUUUUACAAUGCUGAUAGAAAUAUGGACAGUACAGGCCAUGCUGAAAAGUCUCAGAUAGAAAUGAGAAACGUAUUGGGCGCUGGGGCAAAAUUGACCCAUGUUACUCUGUAGCAAAGAACUCGGGUGUACUGUGUCCAUGCCCUAAGGCUUUGUGGAAGGCUGAACCAAGAGUGAUGACCUACGGUGUCAGGUGCAAGAGAUAUCUAAGCAGCAAAGUGUUCAAGAAGUGGUGUGGUUACUUUUAAUAGCUUAUGCUAAAUCGUGACAGCAAAGGAAUGACCUAAAGACUGUGUUUAUAAUUAAAGGGGAAGAAUAGCAUUAAAUUUGGAAAAUUCUCAGCCUGGACAUAUGGUAGAGAAGACAAGACAAUUUUCAGGAGAGGAAUCCAAGGAUGUGUCAGAAUAACUCUUUGCUAAAGCAUGACUAAAAGGGGGCCUGGUGCUAAUAGGAUAAUUAGGAAGAAGGUUCCAAAGGCAUUUCAGAAAUCUUUGAGGCUGCUCCUCCCAUCACAGGCCCAGAGACUAAGAAAGACAGAAUGGUAUUAAUUCUGCAGGCACCCAGAAUGUAGGAGCCAUAGAUGCUUUGUGGUAAGAUCCUCUACAAAGAAUUCCCACUAGGGAAAUCCUCAUGAAGCCAUGGAAGUGGGGCCACCCCCAAGACACAGAACUGUAGGAUCACCAAUUUGCAACUCCAGCCUGAGAGAGCUGAAGCAUGGGCUGAGACCAGCUUUAAGUCAAUGUCGGCCAGGCAUGGUGGCUCAUGCCCGUAAUCUCUGGGAGGCCAUGAUGGAAGGGUCACUUAAGUUCAGGAGUUCAAGACCAGCCUGGAGAACAUAGUGAGACCCCGUCUCUACAAAACAUUAAAAAAUUAUCUGGGCAUAAUGGCAUGUGCCUGUAAUCCCAGCUGCUCAGGAGGCUGAGGUGGGAUGGUUCCUUGAGCACGAUAGACUGAGGUUGCAAUAAGCUGUGAUCACACUACUGCACUCCAGCCUGGGCAAAUAGAGUGAGACCCUAUUUCCAAAUAAAAUAAAUAUAAAGAGAUAUAAAGACUUUUUUUCCCUGUUCAGUUUUGGACUUACUUGGACAGUGUUGGGUUGGAACAGGGAAGAGAACAUGUCAGACUCUGAGUGUAGCCUGCAGGUGGACCCGAUGGCUUUUUCACAUCCUUGUGUGAAAGAAAAGAGUCAGGAAAGUCUCUAAGAUUUGAUGUUGUAAGAGCUGGAGGAAUAGGGGUGUCAUUUGCUGAGAUGGAUAAAACCAUACCUGGAAUGAGAGAGGACAGGGAAGGAUAUGAUCAACCUCUUAGCUUUGGACAAAGUAUGUUUGAGAUGCCUGUUCAAUAUCCAGGUGGGGAAGUCAGGCAGGUGAGGAUGCAGGAGAGAAAACCAGGCUGGAUACACACAUGUGUGGGCCAUUGGCAAGCCACAUGGUAUCCAAGCUAUGACAUUUGAUGAGGUAAUGUACAGAGUGAGUGUGGAUAAAGAUGAGGAGGAAUCAGCCAAAGAGAAGGAAAAAGCAAGAGGAAAACCAGACAAAAUUGGUAUGCUGGAACCAAGCAAAGCAAAGAAUUAAAAGAGUGUUCAUCAAGCCCAUGUGAGCUCCAUUUCUCUCUCUUUGGUUGAAGCAAUAAUUUUCUGUCAGUCCUGGGCAUAAAUCUGCUUCAUGCCCCUUGGGUUGAAAGUGCAAGUCCAGUUGGCCUCAAAUGCGCUAAUUUUGUAAUGUCCAUAAACUUGGCUAGGAGGACUGCUGUUACUCUUUGAAAGACUCCAAAGUUAUCCACUGUCAAUGAUUAGCUGUGCUGUCUUUCCAAGAGUGCAGGGAUUGUGAAGUUGUUUUCUUGAGUUACCGUGCUCUCUUCCAAGGCUGUAGGAAUUCUGGAGCUGCUGGCUGGAGAGGAGGGUGGUCCAAGCUGUCCCCAGAAAGACCUCCAGAGAGGACUUGGCAGGUCUGAACAUGCAUUGGCUGCGAAAAGUUCAGGGACUUUGCACCCUGUGGGGUACUCAGAUGUCCAGCCGCACUCUCUACAUUAAUACUAGGCAACUGGUGUCCGUGCAGUGGGGCCACCAGGAAGUGCCGGCCAAGUUUAACUUUGCUAGUGAUGUGUUGGAUCACUGGGCUGACAUGGAGAAGGCUGGCAAGCGACCCCCGAGCCCAGCCCUGUGGUGGGUGAAUGGGAAGGGGAAGGAAUUGAUAUGGAAUUUCAGAGAAUUGAAUGAAAUCAGCCAACAGGCAGCCAACGUCCUCUCGGAAGCCUGUGGCUUGCAGCGUGGGGACCGUGUGGCAGUGGUGCUGCCCCGAGUGCCUGAGUGGUGGCUGGUGAUCUUGGGCUGCAUUCGAGCAGGUCUCGUCUUUAUGCCUGGAACCAUCCAGAUGAAAUCCACCGACAUAUUGUAUAGGUUGCAGAUGUCUAAGGCCAAGGCUAUCGUUGCGGGGGAUGAAGUCAUCCAAGAAGUGGACACAGUGGCAUCUAAAUGCCCUUCUCUGAGAACUAAGUUACUGGUGUCUGAGAAAAGCUGGGAUGGGUGGCUGAACUUCAAGAAACUAUUAAACGAGGCAUCCACCACUCAUCGAUGUGUGGAGACUGGAAGCCAUGAAACAGCUGCCAUCUACUUCACUAGUGGGACCAGUGGUCUUCCCAAGAUGGCAGAACAUUCCCACUCAAGCCUGGGCCUCAAGGCCAAGAUGGAUGCUGGUUGGACAGGCCUGCAAGGCUCUGAUAUAAUGUGGACCAUAUCAGACACAGGUUGGAUACUGAAUAUUAUAACCUCACUUUUGGAAACUUGGACAGUAGGAGCAUGCACAUUUGUUCAUCUCUUGCCAACAUUUGACCCACUGAUUAUUCUAAAGACGCUCUCCAGCUACCCAAUCAAGAGCAUGAUUGGUGCCCCCCUUGUUUACCGGAUGUUGCUACAGCAGGAUCUUUCCAGUUACAAGUUCCCCCAUCUACAGAACUGCCUCAGUGGAGGGGAUUCCCUUCUUCCAGAAAUUCUGGAGAACUGGAGGGCCCAGACUGGACUGGACAUCCGAGAAUUCUAUGGCCAGACAGAAACGGGAUUAACUUGCGUAGUUUCCAAGACGAUGAAAAUCAAACCAGGAUACAUGGGAAUAGCUGCUCCCCAUUAUGAUGUACAGGUCAUAGAUGAUAAGGGCAACGUCCUGCCCCCCGGCACAGAAGGAGACAUUGGCGUCAGGGUCAAACCCAUCAAGCCUGUAGGCGUCUUCUCUGGCUAUGUGGACAAUCCCGAGAAGACAGCAGCCAACAUUCGAGGGGACUUUUGGCUCCUUGGAGAUCGGGGAAUCAAAGAUGAAGAUGGGUAUUUCCAGUUUAUGGGACGGGCCGAUGAUAUCAUUAACUCCAGCGGGUACCGGAUUGGACCCUCAGAGGUAGAGAACGCGCUGAUGGAGCACCCUGCUGUGGCUGAGACGGCUGUGAUCAGCAGCCCAGACCCCGUCCGAGGAGAGGUGGUGAAAGCAUUUGUGGUCCUGGCCUCGCAGUUCCUGUCCCAUGACCCAGAACAGCUCACCAAGGAGCUGCAGCAGCAUGUGAAGUCAGUGACAGCCCCAUACAAGUACCCAAGAAAGAUAGAGUUUGUCUUGAACCUGCCCAAGACUUCCACAGGGAAAAUUCAACGAACCAAGCUUCGAGACAAGGAGUGGAAGAUGUCCGGGAAAGCCCGUGCGCAGUAAUACAUCUAGGAGGCAUUCAUUUGGAUUCCCCUCUUCUUUCUCUUUCUUUUCCCUUUGGGCCCUUGGCCUUACUGUGAAGAUAUGAUAUUCUUUAUGAAAGAACAUGAAUGUAAUUUUUGUCUUGCCUUGAUUAUUAACACAAAACAUUACCAUGUUAGAUGUUGAAAGAAGAAACGGAAGGAAUGAGAGAGAGUGAAAAGGAGAGGGUAACAGAAAAAGAGGAAAGAAAAGUAAGUCAGGGAAAUAAAUAUUAAAGCUGCCAGGGAAAGCAAUUGAAAAAGAAAUAAAGUAUGGAGGAAGGGAGAGAGGAAGCAAGGGAAGGAGGAAGAAAGGAAAGAGAAGAUGGAAGGGGGAGAAAAGAUAGAAGAAAAAUAAUUGGAGGGAGAAUCAGAAAAAUAAAGAGAAGAAAGGAAAGAAAUAGAGAGAAAGAAGAAAGCAAAAGAACACAAGAAAGAGAGGGAGAAAGGAAGAGGAAAAAAUUAAAAAAUAAAAAUAGUAAAAGAAACUGAUAAAGAAAAGUAAUGGAAGACAGGAAGAAUGGAAGAGAGGGAAGAAAAGAGGAAAACAUAAAUACUCCCACAGAUAGACAAAGUCAAGCAUAAAACUGGAGCUUGAGAAGGAAAUGAAAGGCUGUGGCACCUUCUUUUACCCUAGGAGAAGACCUCCAUACAGGAAGACUUGUGUGUGGGGUUGGGACAUUAGAAUCAUCCCCAAGUCACCCCAAACCUUGGAACUCUCAGGGUCAGAGGGGAACCACCAUUUAUUAAGCAUUUGGUAUAUGCCAGGCACUGACCCAGAUGCAUGAUAAAUACCACAUUGUUUCACCUCUGUAUGGCAUCUACAGACCUCAGAUCAUAGCUGUGAGAACAACGUAAGCACUGCCAAAGUUAUCAGCUACCCAUACCUUGUUUUUGGUGUUAUCUACUCUUCCUAGACUCAAAUAUUAAAUAGUUUUAAAACC